ACAACCGAAGAGAAUAACCUUGACCUUCACUCCCACUUCGUCCAAAAAAGGAGGUCAUAGUGGGAAUUUGUUUUGAAUUUUAACACACAUACCCGUUACUGGAUUAUGACCAUGAGCAGGAAAGUUUUACUCCAGCAGAUGGAAACGUAACAGAGAUGAAGGUGGUGUGUAUUGUGGACAGCUGGGGCCGUGCGGUACCACCCGGUGGUGAUCCCAAGGUAGCCACCACAAGCUCAGGGACUCUACAGGAAUCUCGACAACUCGCUCUGUGUGUCAUCCAGAAAGUGUGUAAAAGCUUGGAGGCAGAGCUGGAGAAUGUCCAGUUUGAGAAGCUGGACUUUGGGGAGACGUCCGUCCUGGACUUGUUUUACAACGCUGACGUGGUCAUCGUGGACAUGAGUAUCCCUGUCCAGCAGUCGGCCCUGUUUUAUCACAUCGGAGUACGACAAAGCAUGGAAAUGAAGUUUAACAUUGUCCUCCAUUAUGAUGUGGACCCUGAGCAAUCCUUGGCAUUAAGGUUGUCCUGCGGUAACAACGUCCUGUUUUUCCCGUACCUGGUCGACAGUAAUAAGACCUGCGUUGUCGUGGAGAACUCAACAUUGCCUCAGAACUGCUGUGUUCACCCAGAAAAAGGGCAACAGUCAUUGUUUGUACAACUCAAAAAGAAGCUCAGUGAAAUGGAGAAAGAAAACACGGUGCACAUCAAAGAGAGAUUCCUGAAUGAUUUACGGAAAGCUCGCGAUCAAUAUAAAGGAGAGGAGCUAGCCAAGGUUCUGGAUGCUAUGAAGACACGUCUAGAUGAUCCCCAGCUGUUAUGUGUAGAGGUUGUCAUGAAUAUGCUAAUUUCUUUGAGAGAGACACAGAACUAUGACGCUAUGGUGAAGUUGGUAGAAGAUUUAGAACAGAUUCCACAAAACAAGAUUACAGGACAGUUCUGUGUGAUGUAUCUCUAUGCCUUUGCUCUCAACAGGAGAAAUCAAAAUGGUGAUCGAAGUAAAGCUCUGAAAGUCAUCCUAGAGGCGAUUCGUCAAACAGACAAUCCGAGUCCGGACAUGCUGUGUUUGUGUGGCCGGAUCUAUAAGGAUAUGUAUGUAGACUCUGAAUUCACCGACCGUUCUAUGCUGGACAAUGCCAUUGAGUGGUACAGAAAGGGUUUUGAUAGACAGCCUAACGAGUACGCUGGGAUUAAUCUUGCUACAUUGUUAGUCAUCUCGGGGAAGGAUUUUGCCUCUUGCUCAGAGCUUCAAAGAAUAGGUCUGGUGUUAAAUAAUCUGAUUGGUAAGAAAGGCAGUCUGACGUCACUACAGGACUACUGGGAUGUUGCUACGUUCUUCGAGAUCUCGGUCCUUGCACAGGAUUAUGGGAAGGCCGUACAAGCUGCUGAAUGUAUGUUUCGACUUGAGCCGCCAAACUGGUACCUGAAGUCUACAGUGGGUAACAUAUCUCUAAUUAUGAGAUUUAAGAAGAAGACACCUAGUUACUCCAAAGAACUUCAGUUGUUUAAUUUUUGGAUGGAGUUUUUCGCUGAGGCGUGUAAGACAGAUUCUAAAGAGUUAACCAGCUCUUCAUUUCCAGUGUUGAUUCAGGAGCCCAAUAAAGUGUUAAUGCCUAGUUAUGUACAGGUGAACUGGGACGAGGAUACUAAGGAGGUCCGACUGUGGCACGUUUACCCGGAGUCAGAAUCAUCUAAAGAUCACGAGUGGACGUUCCCAGCCAUGUCUAUCAAAGGAGUCAGUUUAUACAGAAGAGACUGCAGGGCGGUGUUUCUCUACGUCCAGGAAAACUCUGACGAUUUUCAUAUUUUCUUCUCGUCAGAGCUACAGAGAAGGGAAUUCUAUAACAUGGUGUCCAACAUGAUCAAAGAUCAGGCAGACAGUCAAGUCUUCUCUGAGUCCCUGGAUGAGUACGACUCAAUAGAGUACCAGUAUGAAUUGGAUGAGAAAAAUCAGCGAGUUGUGUUAGGACGAGGCAGUUUCGGGGUGGUUUAUGCAGCACGUGACACAAAAACUCAAGUCAGGAUUGCUGUCAAAGAAAUUCCAGAGAAAAAUACACAGGAGGUGCAGCCCCUUCAUGAGGAAAUUAAGCUCCACAGCCGACUAAGUCACAAAAACAUCGUCAAAUAUCUCGGCUCGGUCAGCCAGGAUGGCUACUUCAAAAUCUUCAUGGAACAAGUUCCUGGAGGAAGCCUUUCUGCUCUGCUGCUGUCCAAAUGGGGGCCACUGAAAGACAAUGAGACAACAAUAGCAUUCUACACAAAGCAGAUUUUGGAGGGCCUCAAAUACUUGCAUGAUAACAAAAUCGUCCACCGUGACAUUAAAGGCGACAAUGUCCUGGUCAAUACGUACAGCGGUCUUCUGAAGAUUUCCGACUUUGGCACGUCCAAGCGUCUGUCUGGCAUUAAUCCCUGUGCUGAGACUUUUGCAGGAACGAUUCAAUACAUGGCUCCUGAGGUGAUAGACAAGGGCCUUCGUGGGUACGGUCCUCCAGCUGACAUUUGGUCCUUGGGUUGUACCGUUAUAGAAAUGGCUACAGGAAAGUUGCCAUUUAUAGAGCUUGGAAGUCCUGAGGCAGCUAUGUUUAAAGUUGGUUUCUACAAAAUGCACCCAGAAAUCCCAGACACAAUGUCACAGAAUGCCAAAGAUUUCCUACUCAAAACAUUUGAACCAAAGCCAGAAUUGCGGGCCACUGCAGAGGAUUUACUGAAACAUCCAUUUAUUGUGGAAACAUUAUCAAAGAAGAAAAAGAAGAGAGCAAAUGAUGGUGAAUAUUUCCGCAGUAUUUCUAUGCCAGCUGGACAGGAAGGGCACAUCCAGCACAAGAACGCAAUGCAGCUGCAGCUUCCAAAGAAAAAAAGAGAACCACGCUCCCCCGCCUCUAGUAUCGGUAGUAAUGACACAAUGGAUAUGGACGAAUAUGAUGCGACAGAAGAGAAAGAACGGGAAAGCGAUCUAAAAUACCACAGAUCACGUAGUCUCCAUUGUGGAUUCCUGGCCGUGGACAGAACAGACAGGAAAGUAGAUCUAGGAUUUCGUAAACGAGCAGGAUCUGACAGCAAAUUCCUGGAACGUAACCGGUCACCAUCGCCACUUACUCGGUGCCCCUCGCCCAUGACAUUGGAGGGGUUUACGUACAGCUCGGACGCCGGUAGUUCUGGUUUAUCGGGUAGCUCUAGUAUGCUGAAUUUGUCACCAGACAUCGGAGACAUGGACCAUAACUCCCACGACAGUUCUGGACAUGGUGGGUUUUAUCUGCUACGGAAGGAUUCAGAGCGACGAAUAACGCUGGUACACAUCCUCACAAAGGACAUGGAACAGAUUUGUGAUACGUGGCUGAAUUUUCUCCACAAAGAUGCCACAAUUUCUAAUCCCAAGCUGUCUGUGGAACAUUUACGAUGGCUACUUGUUAGUUUGAAGAACUACAUUUCAGAUCCCAACUGUAAACACUGCAUCAAAGAUACAUUAGAACAACUUCGUCAGGCAGUGGAUUUUGAUGCUGCAGCUCUAAUGGAGAUUCAGCUGGCUUUAUACGUGUUCCAUGAAGCUGUGAGUAAACAUUUAAAAAGUCACAGCAUUCAACCUCACUGGAUGUUUGCCCUGGAUAAUCUACUGAGGGGGGCUGUACAAGAGGCCAUCAUGAUCCUCUCUCCUGAUUUGGGGGCAAACAUCGCUGGAGCUAAGGAGGAUGAAGUAGAAACCUCAGGGGUUCCGUCCACAAACUCGGGGAAAUCGGCCGCGCUGUAUCGGACUUCUGCUGUCAAUGAACUACAGUUACAACUGGAGACCGUGCAGGACGAAAACAUGCAAUUACUGCAGCAACUUGUAGAAGUCAACAAAAUGUAUGGAGAUGUACUGCGUAAAACAAUCGAAGAAAAGAAAACCCAUCUACAAAACAUACAAGCUCUUUCCUCAAUAAAUAAUGUGUCGGCUGCCACAGUCACCAGUUCUAGAGUUCCGUCCAUCCAUGAACCCCCAGAUGAGGCAUUAGUGAACUGGCUUCGGGACAGAAAGUUUGACGAGGAUGUUAUAGACUUGAUUACUCAGGAACAGUUCCUAUUGUCGGAUUUUUUGGAGAUCGUUCGUUAUGAAGACCUUCAGAAGCUUGGACUGAGGGGCGGGGUUCUUUGUCGGUUAUGGCGAGUGAUACAAAGUCACAGGAAAGACCACGGACUUGAGAAAAGACUAGCAGACAGGUAGCAGAGGUCAAAGAUCACCAAAUCAGGUUACUAUGGUAACAUUGAUAAAGCCCAGCAGUCAUGUGUGUGUUUUGUUUCAUCAGCCUCCCAUCCCAGGUUUUGUGAUCUGUGAUUUUAUUCUGACACGGUCAGACAUUCUGACACCAGUCAGACAUUGCCAAAGUGGAGAGGUGAGAUUGCAGCACGGGAAAGACAUAUAAUAUGACUUUAUCACAUGACCUCUCAUGUGCACGUCAUAUGACCUAUCAUAUAGCCAUCAUACCAGUGAUUUAAUAUAAUAGAGUAUAAUUGUAUUCACAUGAAUUCCCGAGGUUAUUCUGUGUUGGACGCAGUAUAAUAGAGUAUAAUUGUAUUCACAUGAAUUCCCGAGGUUAUUCUGUGUUGGACGCAGUAUAAUAGAGUAUAAUUGUAUUCACAUGAAUUCCCGAGGUUAUUCCGUGUUGGACGCAGUUUAGAAGGAGCUACACACUAUCAAGUGUUUAUCUGUAAAACAUAUUUAUAAUGCUUUACUUCCUAUCAAUAUUGCCUUUGAUAGAUUUAUGAAGUAUGUGAUUUCUUCAGACUAUUUCUUAUCUGUGAUGUUGAGUGCUGUUUUAGGGUAUGGAGGAGAGAGGGGCAGCUUAUCCCCUGAUAUUAACAUUUCUGUUUUUAUUUCUUAUUUUUGCCCUUGUUUUAAACAUGAUUUUUAGUUACUUAUACCAAAUUUUAUGCCUUUUAAUUUUAGAUCAGAAUUUAUUAUAAUUGUUUUCAUAUCUGAAACCUGUUUAUUUGAUAGUGAAUAGCUUUAAAUUGCUGUUUUAUAUGACUUGAUGUUAUUGUCAGUAUGACAGUAUGCAUUAGAAACCCUCAAUCUGUUGUCAUGGCUUUAUUUUCAUCACUACAGAUCUAAAUAACUGAAGAUUUUAACUAACCCUGUCAGUGGCCAUAAAGUAGCUUAUCUAAGUAGCUUAACUGAAUAUGUGGUACGCAACCUUAAGCUAGUCUUGUAAGUUGCCAUACAGUAUGAAGUACAUAAUCUAAGUUGAUGAAUUAUGAUGUUAUAUGUCCAUUAGGUGCUACACAACACAUUUACUGUUUUAAUGGUAUGUUAGUUUUUGUUUUUUGUUGCUAUGGAUCAAAGCAGCAUGGAUAUGUGUUAAUUUUCUGGGGGAAAUUAUGCUAUACAUGUAUUUACACAAUACACCCCCUUCCCCUUGAGGCUAAAAAAGUAAAUAUACUUCAAAACAAAAGCAUUUAACUUGGUUAUUCUCUGUAUACUGGAAAUAAACAUAUAAAUUGUAAGGUUUGUGAGACUUGUCAAUCCUGAUAAUUAACCACAGGGAUUUAUUUCAGUGAUUAAUGUCUUGUUAGUUUCCUGAUGAUACAAUUUUUUGAAUGUGUUAUUUUGAAAGUUUAUCUCCUGGAUAUUGAUUUUAUAGCUGGUCUUUGUUUUAUUGAACUUUUAUGAAAAUAAGAAUAAAAUACUGUUGUUUUCAUAUGA
Messenger RNA from Saccostrea echinata, 5672 nucleotides. RefSeq names its product mitogen-activated protein kinase kinase kinase 15-like. Gene Ontology annotation, molecular function: ATP binding; protein kinase activity. Gene Ontology annotation, biological process: protein phosphorylation; MAPK cascade. NCBI's taxonomy places the organism in Eukaryota, Metazoa, Mollusca, Bivalvia, Ostreida, Ostreidae. The coding region runs from base 156 to 4193 and encodes 1345 amino acids. The record is from RefSeq and is a predicted model, not a curated record. The transcript is spliced from 41 exons.